This is a messenger RNA of Arxiozyma heterogenica, 705 nucleotides long. It is a transcript of the gene SOD2, whose product is annotated as superoxide dismutase SOD2. The transcript has a single exon. Lineage: Eukaryota; Fungi; Ascomycota; Saccharomycetes; Saccharomycetales; Saccharomycetaceae. Gene Ontology annotation, molecular function: superoxide dismutase activity; metal ion binding. Bases 1 to 705 code for a protein of 234 amino acids. Gene Ontology annotation, biological process: superoxide metabolic process. The record is from RefSeq and is a predicted model, not a curated record. Gene Ontology annotation, cellular component: mitochondrion.
AUGUUAUCCAGACAAUCCACCGGUAUUUUAAAAAAGACAUCCAACAUUCGUGUUUUGAGCAUGUUUACUAGAAACAAAGUUACAUUACCAGAACUAGAAUGGGAUUUUGCUGAUUUAGAGCCACAUAUCAGUGGGCAAAUUAAUGAAAUACACUACACAAAACAUCAUCAAACAUAUGUUAAUGGGUUUAACACUGGUUUGGAACAAAUGGCAGAAUUACAAGAAAAAUUAAAAAAGGAUCCAUCCCCAAGUAUUGCACGUGAAAUUAUUGAGUUGCAACAAAAUAUCAAAUUCCAUGGUGGUGGUUACACUAACCAUUGCUUAUUUUGGAAAAAUUUAACUCCAGAAAAGCAUGGCGGUGGUCAGUUACCAGAGGGUAGAUUGAAAGAUGCCAUUAUAAACCAAUAUGGAAGUUUAGAUUCUUUAAUUAAAUUAACUAACUCCAAAUUAGCAGGUGUGCAAGGUUCUGGCUGGGCUUUCAUUGUCAAGAACUUAGCUAACGGUGGAAAAUUGGAUGUUAUACAAACUUACAAUCAGGACACUGUCACUGGCUCGUUAAUUCCUUUAGUUGCUAUUGAUGCUUGGGAACAUGCAUACUACUUACAGUAUCAAAACCGUAAAGUUGACUAUUUCAAUGCUAUUUGGAAUGUCAUUAACUGGAAAGAGGCUGCGAAGAGAUUUGAACAAGAAAAAAUUAUUAUGUAA